This is a messenger RNA of Sclerotinia trifoliorum, 1171 nucleotides long. The record is from the annotation of a GenBank genome assembly. Lineage: Eukaryota; Fungi; Ascomycota; Leotiomycetes; Helotiales; Sclerotiniaceae.
CUUAGGCGUCAUGGAAGUGAGGUAUGGAAUUAUUUCGUCGUUAUUUUGUAAAGAUUAUGAUUAGUACAUAUUUUCCAACAUAUUGUAAUUUUAUAUUAGACUUAUAAACAACUUUCUUAGCAUCCCACCACCAAAAUGAAUACAUAUAGACUUUCCCCUCGUUCUGCUUCUGCUCGAUCUCUUUUAAGAACUCAAUCGCCCCUCUACGAUUUCCUAAUUCCAAGCUUCACCAAUUUCCCCAGAUCACCACGCACAAUUCGCCAUCUCUCCACAACCCCUCGAUCAUUCUCCGCCUCUCCCAGUACCCCUCAACCCAACCCUCACACUCCAAAUGAACACCACACCACCAAUCCAUCCCACCCUACUCCCCGCACAGGCGCAGAAGCAAUCACCGACGCCACCCCCUCAAAAAACCCCCUAACCCAAGCGCAAAAAGAUUUCCUCACCAGCGCCCUGCGCGUUAACCAAGCCGGCGAGCUCGCCGCCACCCUCAUCUACACCGCACAAACCCCUCCUAUAACAAACGCACACCCGCAUUUACGUCCCCUUAUGGCCCACAUGUAUGAUCAAGAAGCCGGACAUUUCAAAACAUUCAACCAUCUGCUCGCAAAACAUCGAAUUCGCCCCACUGCGUUAACUCCUAUUUGGUCACUGGCUGCUUCGGCUCUAGGCUGGGGUACUGGUCUGAUGGGUCGCGAAGCAGCGAUGGCUUGUACGGAAGCUGUGGAAACGGAGAUUGGGACACAUUAUAAUGAGCAAGUUCAAGUAUUGCUGGAGAUGCAGGCGCAGAUGAAGGCUCGGGGCGAGGAGUUGGGAGAAGAGUUAACGGAGUUAUUGGAAACAAUUAGAAGGAUACGAGAUGAAGAAUUAGAGCAUUUGGAUCAUGCAGUGGAGCAUGAUGCAAAGAAAGCCGUGCCUCAUGAACUAUUAACUGGCGUUAUUAGAGCAGGUUGUAGAGGGGCUAUUUGGGUCAGUGAGAGGGUAUGAUGUGAUGUUAGAUAACUGUAAGAAUAUUGGGUCUACACUGUUGCACGGAGUGACAGGGUUAACGUGUGGCAGAGUGAUGAAGAAACUGUUACGAUUAAUUUAAAGUAUAGUACAUGUAGUACCUUCUUUUUCCGACCAAAUAGACCACUGAAAUGAAAGAACUCCAAUCUCCAUUACUUUCUUC